Molecule: messenger RNA, 3801 nt
Organism: Leucoraja erinaceus (little skate)
Lineage: Eukaryota; Metazoa; Chordata; Chondrichthyes; Rajiformes; Rajidae
Gene: adra1aa
Product: adrenoceptor alpha 1Aa
Exons: 2
Coding region: 196-1581 (461 amino acids)
Biological process (GO): cell-cell signaling; regulation of cardiac muscle contraction; adenylate cyclase-activating adrenergic receptor signaling pathway
Cellular component (GO): membrane
Molecular function (GO): alpha1-adrenergic receptor activity
Source: RefSeq, a predicted model, not a curated record
UCCAACCCAUUUUGCUUCCCCCUUCCCACAGGACGUUGUUGGCGGUGGAGAUAAGCUGGGAAUUGGGAAGUCUUUGCCAAGCCACCGGGAGGGUUGCCUCUCCAUCAGCCGUGCGGGGCCGGGUGACAGUACUCCCAGCGCCGAGUUGGAGGCGUUCCGCUGGAGGUUCCUUGGCAGGCGAGAUCUCCGGAUGAAAUGGGUCCCCUCUCCGAGAACAAGAGCUGGGUGGUGAUUGUGAACUGCACAUCCUGCGGCCACUCGGUGAACCCUUUCCGGGCCGUGGCUUUAGGGGCGGUGCUGGGCUCCUUCAUCCUCUUCGCGAUCUUGGGCAACAUCUUGGUGGUCCUCGCGGUGGCUCUCCACAGGAACCUGCAGACGGUCACCAAUUACUUCAUCAUCAACCUGGCCAUCGCCGACCUCCUGCUCAGCUGCUCCGUGCUGCCCUUCUCGGCCACGCUGGAGAUCCUGGGCUACUGGGCAUUUGGCCGAGUCUUCUGCAACAUGUGGGCAGCCAUGGACGUCCUCUGUUCAACCGCCUCCAUUCUGAGCCUGUGCGUUAUCUCCAUCGACAGGAACAUAGGAGUGAGCUACCCCUUGAGGCACCCAACUAUCAUGACCGAGAAGAGAGCCCUGUUGACACUGGUGGCGGUUUGGUCGCUAGCCUUGGUGAUAUCCGUCGGACCCUUGUUCGGGUGGAAAGAGCUUCCUCCAGACGACGAGGCCAUCUGCAGAAUCACCGAGGAACCGGGCUACGUCUUGUUCUCGGCCUUUGGGUCCUUCUACGCUCCCUUGACGGUCAUCCUCGUUAUGUACUUCAGGGUCUACAUCGUGGCCAAGCGAGAAACCAAGAGUCUGUACGCUGGGACCAAGAGAGAGAGACUGCGGGCGGACCAAGUUACGCUGCGCAUCCACCGCAAAGACAACCAGGCGGAUAGCUCUCCUCGACUCUCCGAGCACGGCUCCAAAAGCAAAGGCACCCAGCUCAAAUCACACUUCUCCAUCUUGCUCCUCAAGUUCUCCAGAGAGAAGAAGGCCGCCAAGACGUUGGGAAUAGUGGUUGGAGGCUUCAUACUCUGCUGGCUCCCGUUCUUUGUCGUUCUCCCGAUAGGAUCUUUUUUCCCUGCCUACAAACCCCCGGAGACGGUCUUCAAAAUCACAUUCUGGCUGGGCUACUUCAACAGUUGCAUAAACCCAAUCAUAUACCACUCUUCACACCAAGAGUUCAAAAAGGCGUUCCAAAACAUUCUGAGGGGGCAGUUCAGACAGAGAAACCGCUCGUCCACCAAACAGUCUUUAGGUGGUAGUUCAGCCAGCGGACACGCUAAAGAAGGGGAGAAGGAAUUGAGACGCCUAUCUCUGGGGGCGAGGGAAACUUUCUACAAGGUCUCAGACUCGGAAGGGAUUUGCCAGUGGAAGUUAUUUUCGGAGCAGGGGACGAAAAGCAAACACAACUCAAACUGCCGGCCCUCGGACAGAAGGGGCAACUCCAUGUUCUGUCCUUGCUGCCCAGUUUCUAAGCCUGGCGCCCCAAGUUUGAAACUGCACACUAACUCAAUCGGUGACUACGGGGACCCCGUUUGAACUAGACGCUCCCCGCCACCUCCAAGAGGAACAAAUGCACGCCCUGAUCAUAAUUGCAUCCGCACUCACUGAAAACUCAAUGCAUCUCAAACCUUCUCCGACAGUGCUGAGCGCAGCGUUUGGACUAACACGAAAAGUUUGAAACAAUGUCAAAGGAUGGCCGGGCUAUGUGCAAUCUACUUCUAGCAAGGACACCAAGUCCAGCCAAGCGCUGGACACCCGGAGAGCGACCCAGAGAGGUUACUUUGAAGAAGGGUCUCGAUCCGUAGCGUCACCCAUUCCUUCUCUCCAGAGAUGCUGCUGCCUGUCCCGCUGAGUUACUCCAGUAUUUUGUGUCGAGCUUCCAUUACUUUACAAUGCUCCUGUUGCACACAGUUCUGCUUGAAGCGUGAAUCAACUCCACUUACUUCUUUGCAAACCUGAACAAUUCCUCGCUUGCCUGCGGCCUUACCUGCAUCGUGAAUCCGCUGCACGUAAUUUAAAUGAUGUAUCUUCGUGUUGCCACCAUCUGUUCUAAGCUUAAGCGUAAAGGUACACCUUUAAGGUAAAUUCAAUCAAAUUUCGCAGUGCACGGGAUUAAAUCCAGAACCCUCCACUUCCUAUCUCCUGUAGUUGCAGUCUGUGUUUAGCCCCAUCUCAGGUGAAACCUCUCCGAACAGAGAAGGUGCAUGGAAAAAUAAGUCAACUUUAAGCAUACAACCGCCAGCCAUCUUUCAGUUGCAAUGGCUGAUCUAUUACCCAUAUUGCACUGCAGCGGAGAAACUGCUCUAUACAUUGUACAUUGACCGUCGUAAGAAUUUAUCCAUCAUGGUAUUUUGUUUGGAAAUAAAAAAAAUCUUUAUUUUAUUCACUCUAGUUCAUAUUUUUUUACAAGUUAUUUUUAGUUACAAGAUUAUCCUGAAUCUGAGUCAUGCAGCAUCUCUGGAUGAUAUGGGUGCAUUACAUUUCAAGUCAGGACCAUUGUUCAGACUCAAUCUCAACCCUCAAACAUCAACCAACCAUGUCCUCCAGAUAUGCCGCCAGACCCACUGAGCUACUCGUUGUUUAAGAAGGAACUGCAGAUACUGGGAAAUCGAAGGUAGACAAAAAUGCUGGAGAAACUCAGCGGGUGAGGCUGCUGAGUUUCUCCAGCAUUUUUGUCUACCUGAUACUGCCUCACCCGCUGAGUUUCUCCAGCAUUUUUGUCUACCACUGAGCAACCACAAUUGUGUGUUUGAUUUUAUAAGCCAGCAUCCUCAUUUCUCCUGUGUGCAACGGCCCCAAUCAUUGUAUAUUAAACUCACUGAGAUAUCUGCACUCGUCCCAUUCCUUCAGAUGUUGCAUAUGAUUUUUAUUUUUAUUAUUUUUUAAAUAUUUUUAUUAGAAGCCGUGUAUAAACAGUGGCAUUAAUGACAUAAUACAUUUAUUGUACAGCUUCAAUUUUAAUUUAUCAAAGAUGAAAUAGAAAAAGAGAAGAAAGUGCAGAAAGAAGAAAGAAAGAAAAUGAAAUAGACCAUGAAUGUGCAAGAAUAGAACUCCUAAACCAAAGAUCUUAUAGCAUAGCUCUGCUCUAAGAUCUUUGCCCUAAACCACCAAAUGAGUGUAGUCGAAGAGUGAGUGUGUAAAAGAAAUAGGAAAAACCUAAAGAAAUAAAAAGACAAAAACUGGAAAAGAAAAAGUGUUGAUAUACCUGCUUCAUUUCUCUCCCCACCCAUCACCCAGUCUGUAAAUUGGUUUAAUUCUGAAGUUGUGUUGCACCAUAAUAUCCUUGUAAUAAAUCAAUGAAAUGAAUCCAUAUCUUUGAAAAUUGCUCUGAUGUUCCAGCUAAGACAAGUCUCAUAUCUUCAAGAUGUGCGUCUCAGACAUGUUUGGAUGUUGCUUAAGAUUUAGUCUGGGUUAUUUUUUGCAUCCAAUUUGUCAUGAUGAGUGACACUAGAAUGUAUCAUUUAUACUUUGGAAAAACUAUUGCAAAUUUUUCCGUGGGCAAUUAAGAAGUUUGUUGGCUAGCUCCAAGACUUCCAGGUUGUACGAAGAAUGGCUGCAAGCUGCUAUCUGCGACCCACUCCAGACAUACCUGAAAUGAAUAUGUGUAGGAAGGAACUGCAGAUGCUGGUUUAAACCGAAGAGAGACACAAAAAGCUGGAGUAACUCAGCGGGACAGGCAGCAUCUCUGGAGAGAAGGAAUGGUUGUCAUCCUGAAGAAGGGUCUCGACCCAAAACGUCAACCAUUCCUUCUCUCCA